Drosophila arizonae is the source of this 435-nucleotide messenger RNA. RefSeq names its product ATP synthase subunit epsilon stunted (gene sun). Lineage: Eukaryota; Metazoa; Arthropoda; Insecta; Diptera; Drosophilidae. Gene Ontology annotation, biological process: proton motive force-driven mitochondrial ATP synthesis. The record is from RefSeq and is a predicted model, not a curated record. Gene Ontology annotation, molecular function: proton-transporting ATP synthase activity, rotational mechanism. Gene Ontology annotation, cellular component: mitochondrial inner membrane.
ACUAGCUCUCAUCACGAACUCCGAAAGCGCCUGCACUAGCAAAGGUCUGUAAUUCUGUUUCUCUGUGCGAAAAAUUAGCAAAAAGAUUUGACAAGAUGACCAACGCCUGGAGAGCUGCUGGACUUACCUACAUCCAAUAUUCCAACAUUGCUGCCCGUGUGCUGCGCAAUGCCCUGCGCGCCGAGCUCCGUGCCGAUGCCGCCAAGCGCAACGAGACCCACGUGAAAUUCACUCCCUGGGCCAACGGCAGACCCGCACAUGAGAAGCCCUAAUUGCUUCAACAUUAUUCUGUCAGUUUUGUAGCAAGGUCUCGUCAAUCAGACUCUGCUUAGGCGCUACCAAGUCAACUGGCGGCCAUCAGGAUGCGUGGGCAAAAUGUUGAGUUGUUUCCAUAAUUAAAAUUUACGAAUUAAAUUAAAUUGAAAACAAAACAAA